Molecule: messenger RNA, 3369 nt
Organism: Cyanidioschyzon merolae strain 10D
Lineage: Eukaryota; Rhodophyta; Bangiophyceae; Cyanidiales; Cyanidiaceae
Exons: 1
Coding region: 1-3369 (1122 amino acids)
Biological process (GO): protein stabilization; telomere maintenance via telomerase
Cellular component (GO): cytosol
Molecular function (GO): Hsp90 protein binding; telomeric repeat DNA binding
Source: RefSeq, a predicted model, not a curated record
AUGGGUUAUCGAGGCUGUACAUCCGAAAAAAAAUGUCCGGAAAAAAAAAAAAAAACCUGGAACGGAGCGAUCAGCCCAAAAAUCCAUAGGAAUCUGAAACGACUGGACAAUAGUUUCGCCAACUGCCUCGCCCCGAGUCCGCGACAUACGCAGAAGCACACACACACACACACACACACACAGACACACACUCUUGGGGGUUUUGGGAGCGUUGAGGCCCCCAACGUGCCCUCUUGGAUGACGACUAUGGAAAAUGGCACCGCGAGUGCCACGGACCUGCGCAGUGUCGUCGAACAAGCCGCACGCGAAGAUGCCCCAGUCACUACAGUCGUUGUUGCACUGGAAACUUUAGCGUACUGGUGCCAUGGCCGAGGAAAACCGCUGCAAUCACGUGUCGUUGAUGCAGCGGAUCGGGAGCUUUUUCUCACCUCCGGUGCGCUCACAGAGCUCCUGGAACUGGUUCUCUCGCGUUGCCCUCUGGCUGCCUUCGGAACGCGUGAGCGAGCGGCACUCAGUGUUGCAUCCAUGUUCCGCUUUGGGCCCGCUGGACAGGUAGUGCUCGCUGUGGACAGAGCGUUGCGACGGGUGCAGCGACUUGCGAGCGACCCUGUGGUGCGCGAACAGCGAGCAAAGUGGAUUGCUUUCGAGUUAUUCGAAAAGCAUUUCGUGCGUGUUCCAGGGUGUCUCCUUGGGGCACUAGCUGGCGUGCGCUAUCGUGCCACGGAACCACGUUGCCUUACCGUGGACCGUGAGGCAGACCCCGAUACCGUUCUUCGGUCUCUGCUAGCCAUGCCGGACAUCGUCACGAACGUCCUUCAAUGCGCACUCCCUGAGACGUGUACGCUACAUCCACAGCGCUAUCCGCACUGUCUCGCUUGGACGGUUACCGAAUGGUUAUUGACACUUUGUUCAUCGCAGUACGCUUCGAUGGGAGUAGAGAAGCAGCAGCUAAUUUGGUUGACAAAUGAAGCACUGGCUUCAAAUGUUGUCGCAGAGGUUAGCGGCUCGCUCUCAGCGCUGGACCUGCACGAAGACGACACGACGUAUGGAAGCGCAGUGAUGCUGUCGAUGCCGUCGCCACAAGACGCCUACGCUUUCGGUUCCAGUGCAUUGGAGACGCUUAUGGACAUGGCGGGAAGACUCGGGAGGCAUCUCUGUCGUCGAAGAUGCAUCACAGCCUGGUGUCAGGUUGCGAUCCGAGCGUUGAUCGCACUAGAGCGCCAGCUCAGUGCCUCACAGGCCGACUACUGGAAACGUUGUUGCAUGGAGAGCUUCACUGCGUUGCCAGAUCGCUAUAUUGCACCACUCAUGGAGCAAUUUGCCAUUCUGGGAUGCAAGGGUCCAGAUCAACAUCAAGUGGCGGCGAUUGCAUAUCUGGAGUAUUUGUGUAGAACUCGAGAUACUGCGGUGGCCUUUGUAUCGAAAACACUUCCGUCAUCGAUGCCCAAGGCUACAUCCAUGCUAUCACCUCUGGCGGCGCCCGGGGACCAGAGAAUUCUCCUUUUCCUGUUACGCAGUUGCAGAGAUGUGGUCGAGACGUCACACUGGAGAACAGCAUUGACGCUCGCGCUCAAGCGUUGGAUGCAAACCGCGCGGACGGCCGCGUUGUGGGCGGAGGAUCUCCAUAUAACUCGAAUGCUUCUGUUCCUGGCGCAAGCGAGUUGUUCUGGUGACCCGGAGCAUUCAUGCUCCCGAACUGAAUCGUGCGAAUCAUAUGGAGUGGAUUGGUUUGUGCUCUUGGGCGAAGGAGUCAAAGAACAUCUCGCGGGAGCGCUGCCAGAGACGCAUUUCCAUGGAAUGAUCGUUGGCGAGACAGUAUCGAGAAUAUGGGACCCGCCCGGCAAGAGCAUGCAGUUUGACAUUGCCGCCUACGAGGCUUGGAAAGCUAGCGACCCUGAGCUGCUGCAACCUUGGAUCGAAGCGACCAAGGAGCCACUGCUCGCGCAGCACCAGCAGCACCAGCAUCCAGUUGACGGGGGAGUUGCGACUGGGACGCCACCCUCCGAAGGCACCUCGUUGUGCGCACCUUCGACACACGCUGUGGCCACAGUGGGAGUCAGGUCACCAGCUGUCGCCGACGAGAACGAUAACGACGACCUGAAACCGUAUCCAAUGCCGGCUGAUGAACUCGCGAUUGAUCCUCAUUCGGAGCCGCGGGAAGACGGUACUGGAUCAUGCGCUCAGGAGACACUUGGGCUACCGCAAACAUUCGAGACGCUUUAUCGAGCGCUGGCCGCGGAGGUGCGGCACGAACCUUUCGGUGCCGAGGCAGCACUCCGGGGGCCUAGCUCCACAACACCCCAGGAUUCAACGCCCACGUCGACGAGCAUACCCACGCAGCGUGUGCUGUGUCAACUCGAACAACUUAUCGAACGCGACGUUGCAGGUCUUGAAUAUUGGGCGAUGCCUAUGCUUCAGCUGCUGCACCGACUGGGCACCGGCUCCUCGUCCACAUCGAUCGCACGCGACUGCGCUGCACUUUGCAGAACAAUCGCAGUCCAUGCAUUCUCUUCCAUUGCAGUACCUGUAGCAAAACUCGUCUUCAGUCAGAAUAUGACGCUGACAGAGCGAAGCGAGUGGCUCGAGAUCCUCGCGAACAGCGUCGAAACCCUUCUGAACACCCAAUACACCGCACGAAAGCCAACACAGCGAGGCGCAGCGGAAGCAACCUCGCCGACACCCGAAGGCCAUCAAGACCACCAGAUAUGCAGCCGCGUCAGGCGCGUUUCGGUGCGCUCGCUGCAUCAAACAAAAGCACGGCAAAGCGAGUCUUUCGCGAUGUCUCAGCGUGCGGUAUUCACUGCAGCUGCAGGCGCUUGCGACGCGUCUGGGCAAACGUCACUUCACACCCAGCCGGCACUCCACUUCCAUGCCAUGGUGCAGGCGUUCUUUGAAUUACUCGCUGGGGCGGACACCGAGGAGCCCUGGCUCGAUCUCUGGCGACGGGAUCAAAUGCUUCUGGCGCAACUGGUACAGACAUGUGCUCUGGUACUGCACUGUGCGCAAGGGCCGGGCUCUCUUUGUAUAGGUGCGGUGACUCGUCUCGCCAGCAUGGGACAAGCGCUAGCGCAACUGGCAUACACAGCGCGAACUUGCUCGGAUGCUGCAGUGCAUCGGGCGUGUGUACUCGCAUUCAACGCUGUUUACGAGAUUCUUUUGCGAAUUCGUGAAGCGUACGGUAUUCAAAGUUUCCGGCAAUUGGAGCACUGGUGGAGAUCGAACCAAAGCAGCUCCAAUGUAUCGCUAGAGCAUAUCGCGCAACUCCUUGAACGCUGGUCCAGUGAUGCGCAGGACAGCGCAACACGAGAGCUCGCUCAAGCACUCCUACCCUGUUUCCAUGAUGACGGACGGGCGCAACGAAUCGCGUGA